AUGGAGGAAGAUUAUAUGAGGCAGCCUUCAGGGUAUGAACAAGAAGAUCCUUCCUUAGUAUGCAAGCUUACAAAGACUUUCUAUGGGCUGAAGCAAGCCCCAAGAGAGUGGUAUCAUAAGCUGGCAAGUGGAUUAAGGAAGAUUGGCUUUGCAGCUACCAAGUCUGAUGUCUCAGUUUUUGUCAAAAUUGUUGAUGGACUCCAAACUUAUGUGCUUGUGUAUGUAGAUGAUAUCAUUGUGACUGAUGAAUCUUCUGCGCUUGUAACAGAUGUGAUAGCUAAGCUGAACAAAAAGUUUGCUCUCAAAGAUAUAGGAUACCUACACUACUUCCUUGGAAUUCAAGUAACCAGAACUUGUGAUGGUGGUCUAGUGCUCACUCAGCAGAAACAUGUUGGAGAAGUAUUAAAAAAAGCUGGUAUGGUUGGCUGUGCCUCCUGCCACACACCUCUGCCAUCCACUGUGAAGAUCUCAGCUCUUGGUGGGUCUAGCUUCUAUGACCCAAAGCUAUACAUAUCGAUCAUUGGUAGCCUACAGUAUCUCACAAUAACAAGGCCUGAAAUCUGCUACAGUGUUAACAAGCUGUCUCAAUUUGUUCAAGCUCCUUUGGACUGUCAUUGGAGAAUGGUUAAACGGGUACUAAGAUACUUGAGUGGCACAGCAAGCUACGGCUUACAUAUAAAACAGGAUUUCUCUAUGGGCGUAAAUGCUUAUAGUGACUCAGACUGGGCUAGGGAUCCAGAUGAUAGGAAGUCCACCAGUGGUCAUUGUGUCUUUCUUAGCUCAAAUUUGAUCUCUUAG
Molecule: messenger RNA, 798 nt
Organism: Arachis ipaensis
Lineage: Eukaryota; Viridiplantae; Streptophyta; Magnoliopsida; Fabales; Fabaceae
Source: RefSeq, a predicted model, not a curated record